This is a messenger RNA of Catharus ustulatus (Swainson's thrush), 3571 nucleotides long. RefSeq names its product ubiquitin specific peptidase 45 (gene USP45). Gene Ontology annotation, biological process: protein deubiquitination. NCBI's taxonomy places the organism in Eukaryota, Metazoa, Chordata, Aves, Passeriformes, Turdidae. Gene Ontology annotation, molecular function: zinc ion binding; cysteine-type deubiquitinase activity. The coding region runs from base 82 to 2592 and encodes 836 amino acids. The transcript has 18 exons. The record is from RefSeq and is a predicted model, not a curated record.
GGCUCGUGUUCGGUCGCCGGCGACGAGCUGCUGGUGGCGACCGCCCGCUGUCGGCGUGGAGCGGGUUAACCCUGCCGAGAGAUGAGGACGGCAGCGCCGGGCCGCCUCCGUGAGCCGCAGCGCGUGCCUCGUAAGCAACAGAUGCGGGUGAAAGAUCCAUCAAGAACCAACCCUGAGAAGUCGAAGAGAAGCAAAAGGCCUAACAGGCCACAGGAUGAGGACUCUUCAGAUGAUAUUUCAGGGUUAACCUGCCAGCACGUGAGCCAGGCAGUGGAUGUGCAUCAUGUGAAGAGAGCGGUGGCUCAGAGCGUGUGGUCAGUCUGUGCAGAAUGCCUGAAGGAGAGGCGGAUGAGCGAUGGUGAGCCCGUGGCACCCUCAGACAUCUGGCUGUGUCUCAAAUGUGGCUCUCAGGGAUGUAGUAAAAAUUCGGAAGGCCAGCAUUCUCUGAAACACUUCCAAAGUGCCCGCACAGAACCUCAUUGCAUCGUUAUCAACCUCAGCACAUGGAUCAUAUGGUGUUACGAAUGUGAUGAAGAGCUGUCAACACAUUGCAACAAAAAGGUUCUGGCUCAGAUAGUUGACUUCCUUCAAAAACAUGGUGCUAGGGCUGAACCAAGUUCAUCAAAAAUCAUACGUCUUCGUGAAGAAAACAGUGAAACAAGUGAAAUACUGAAAGGAAAAAGCUCUGGUAAUGGUGGAUCAAUUCCAGUUAAAGGAAUAAAUAAUUUAGGAAAUACCUGCUUUUUUAAUGCUGUCAUGCAGAACUUGGCACAGACACAUGUACUAAAUGAACUGAUGUAUGAGAUAAAGGAGAAAGGAACAAAGUUAAAAAUCUGUCAUACUUCGGAUUCUCAAUUGGAUCCUUUGGUGGUAAGCCUGUCCAGCCCAGGACCUUUGACUUCAGCAAUGUUCUUGUUCCUUCACAGCAUGAGGGAGGCUGGAAAAGGUCCUCUGUCUCCCAAAGUGCUGUUCAGCCAGCUUUGUCAAAAGGCUCCUCGAUUUAAGGGGUUCCAGCAGCAGGACAGCCAGGAGCUUUUGCACUAUCUGUUGGAUGCAAUCAGGAUUGAGGAGACAAAACGUAUACAAACUGGUAUCUUAAAAGCAUUCAAUAACCCAACUACUAAAACAGCAGAUGAAGAAACUAGAAGAAAAGUCAAAGCAUAUGGAAGAGAGGGUGUGAAGAUGAACUUCAUAGAUAGGAUCUUUGUUGGUGAAUUGACUAGCACUGUCAUGUGUGAGGAAUGUGAAAAUAUUUCAACAGUAAAAGAGCCUUUCAUUGAUCUUUCACUUCCUAUAAUAGAGGAGAGGGUUGCAAAACCUGUGCCCUUGGGAAGAACAGGUAAAAGUAAAAGUGUACAGGAGGCAGAUCUUGGUCAGUAUAAUUGUUCUUCUAUCGGUACACUGAAUAAUCAACCCAAAAUUGUCAAGAAACACACUUUAACAAAAGAUAAGAAUCAAUUGAACCAUGAGAGACGGCUUGCAAGAAAAGCUUCCUCAAAGGAAGAAGAAAGAAAUCCUGUUAUCAUGCAGGAAAAAGCCAAAAAGCUUGAGCUGGAAGGUAGCUCUGGCAUCCAGUACUCCAAAGACCCCUCUGCGGAGGCGGCUGUCAAUGGAAGCCAGACGGAGGGCAGUGAGAAGGAAGCCAGCCGCUCCGAAAGCAGCUUUGAUGCAGACAGUGAAGCCUCAGAAAGCGAAAGUGCUUCUAAGCAAACAACUUUGAGCCCACCCAGCAGCGUGUCUGGUGUGCAGGUCAACCACUUAAACCUUAAAACGCCUCACAAGCUAAGUGACAGCAAUGAAGAGAUGAUUUCUAGUGCCGUAUCCAAGCUUAGCUUCUGUGAUCCUGUAAAAGAAGAUAAAAAAUCAAGCUGUGGAGAUCCAGCAUUAGGUUUAUCUAAUAAUUCCAUGUUCUCAGUAGGCAAAUCCUCACUAUCCCAAAACCCUCAAAAUGCUUUCCAGACACUUUCCCAAAGCUACAUAACUAGCUCAAAGGAAUGUUCUGUUCAGUCCUGCCUUUACCAGUUCACCUCUGUGGAGCUCUUAAUGGGGAACAACAAGCUUUUAUGUGAGAGCUGCACAGAAAGAAAACAGAAGUAUCAGAGGAAAACCAACUCAACAGAAAAGAAAAUGGAUGGUGUCUAUACAAAUGCUCGGAAACAGCUGCUGAUUUCAUCCGUUCCUGCUAUUCUUAUUCUCCACCUGAAAAGAUUCCACCAGGCUGGUUUGAGUCUACGGAAAGUAAACAGGCAUGUGGAUUUCCCAUUGAUUUUAGACUUAGCACCAUUUUGUGCUGCAUCUUGCAAGAAUGUUAUGGAUGGUGCAAGAGUGCUGUAUAGUCUUUAUGGAAUAGUGGAACACAGUGGCUCAAUGAGAGGUGGUCAUUAUGCGGCGUAUGUGAAAGUCAGGACAUCCUCCAAGAAAUUGCUAGAGCAUAUUUCUACCACUAAAACUGUUCUAGGUUUAAAAGAAGCCAUGGGAGCAUCAGGAGGACAGUGGGUGUACGUUAGUGAUGCCCAUGUUCAGAUGGUUCCAGAAUCAAGAGUACUAAAUGCACAAGCAUAUCUACUUUUUUAUGAAAGAUUAUUAUUAUAAUUCUUAACAGUUUAAUUUCAAAGAUGAUAGUGUUAUUUAGUUUAUAUUAUUUAAAGCUGCAGUGGUAAGAUAUCUGUAAAUAUUGUGCCUUUAUCUUGUAGAGAAUUUAUCAUAUUUUGACUCUGAAAUUCAGUUAAGCUAUUAUAAAUAUCUGAAUAAUUCUCUCAAAGUAUGCACUUUGCCAAACAUGUAAAAUUCCUGGGUUCAUUAAAAUGCAGUUAGAAUGUAAGAUGAUGUCCUAUCCUACUGAGGUCUACAGGGAGUUUGGUUUUGAUUAUAAUAAAGAUAAGCUUUUGCCCAUAGUUCUAGAACAGUUGAGAAUAGAAAUACUGAUAGCGCUAAGUGCCUGGAUUUGCUGGUGUACAGUAACAAUACAAAGUGUUCAACUUCUUUUGAUCUAGUCCAAACCCUUCCCAUGACUGGGUUGGAUGUCAGCUGUUAAGAUUUCUGCAAACAAGAGCCUGUCAAAUAGUGUCGCUUCCAUGUUCAGUAAUUGGAAAGCAGAGUCCUUCCAGAGUGGAGUAACAGCUGUCUCUGCGUAAUGCUUCAGUGCACUUUCCUGAUAAGAGCUGGGAAUAGAUUGGGAAAACAUGGCUUCUAAAUAGUGACAGUGAAUCCUCAGAUACCCAGUACCCUUUUAGCUGUCUCCAACUGGCACUGGUAUAGCAAUGUACUCCUGUUUCAAUACAAAUAUGUAUUUGGUGUGCAUAAGUAUAUCCUCCGAGAUACAUACACACACCAUAAAUCAUCAAUAGAUAUUGUCAUUUUACCUUCUAGGAAAGACAAUUGCAAAUAAUUUCUGUAUUCAGUAAUUUUUCAACUUCACAAUUAUGACAAUGUACAGCAUAUAAGCUUGUGUAUGUACAGAGUUUAGGCAUAAUUCAGUAAAUUCUGUUACUUUUGGUUCCAAACAUGAACUUGUUUAUCUGUUCCUGAAUACUUUUCUCACAGGAGUAAUAAACUAUAAAUUAUUUUUGCA